Messenger RNA from Puccinia graminis f. sp. tritici CRL 75-36-700-3, 4913 nucleotides. RefSeq lists its product as uncharacterized. The record is from RefSeq and is a predicted model, not a curated record. The coding region runs from base 30 to 4913 and encodes 1627 amino acids. NCBI's taxonomy places the organism in Eukaryota, Fungi, Basidiomycota, Pucciniomycetes, Pucciniales, Pucciniaceae. Gene Ontology annotation, cellular component: chromatin; nucleus; cohesin complex. The transcript has 10 exons. Gene Ontology annotation, molecular function: chromatin binding. Gene Ontology annotation, biological process: sister chromatid cohesion.
AGUAAAUAGCAGCAGGACAACCAUCCAGGAUGAGUAACAACAACAAGAAAAACACAAGCACGACCAGGAAGAAGACCAGCUCAUCAUCACAACCAAACACAAGAAUCAAGAACAGUGCAGCCGGACCAUUGCCAACACCGUCGAUCAAAGAGAAGAUCGAAAAGCAGAAGCACAAGAAGAAGAAGAAGAAGAACAAAGAGUCAGGCGAAGGACAAUCAAACGAGAACAGAACAUCAGAAACCAACCCAUCAAACUCUGAUCACGAUCACGAUGAUGAUGAGGAUAGAGAAGAAACCGAUCGACACUCUGAUUCCUCCAACCAGAGCGACGACUUCACCCCAAAAUCUACCGCAAAGUCACGAGGCAGGGGUCGAGGUCGAGGUCGAGGUCGAGGCGGAGGACGAAAGCCUGCUCCCAAAGUACCUAGAGUCAGGAAACCUCGGCAAAGCAACUCGAAAGCUCUGAAGAAGAAAAACGCGGAUGCUGAACAAGACGGCAAUGAGACCAAUCAGGAAAACCCCGAGGGGGCUGGGAUCCCUCAAACAGAAUACGAAAUCCAUCAAGAUAAUGACCUCUUCAAUACCAUCCGAAUGGGAGCUUCUGCUAUCCAACCGACCCUCGAAGAUUGGAUGGACGUCUAUCAAGGCUCCGGAGAGGAUGACGAAGAUGCGAAGGGACAGGCGAUCUCUCAAUUGAUCAACUUCAUCCUACGAUCCUGCGGAUGUAACUGCAGCAUCGAUAAGCACAAAGCAUUGGAUAUCGAUGCGGUCACUGACACACUCGAUACCAUCCAAGAAACCUUCAAGAAGGUCCCAAGUCAAGCCUAUCCUUUGAUCGUCAAAUCCGGAAAAUCCGUGUCUAAGAACUUCCGCAAGAAUCUGAUCAAUUUGAACCAUCAACUACUUCUACUAGCCCACUCCAAUAGCAUUCUAUACGAUGAUUAUUUCAUCCCUCUGGUUCAAUCCUAUUUAGUCUCGAUGAGCUCGUCGACUCUAAGAUCCUUUAGACAUACCUCUACUGUCAUGAGUCUCUUCGGCUUCGUCAGUCCUCUGUGCGAAUUAUUAGUUAGUGCGAAGAAGGAGUUAACUAGUUUGAGUAGGAAGGUCGAGGUCGAAGCUGCUAAAAAACAUGCCAGUUCUUCCAAACUUGAUCAACUAGCCGAAUGGCAGAAACGGAAAAAGCAAGUCCUUCAAGAGAAAACUGCGCUCGAAAAUUUCAUUAGCGAGUUUUUUGAUGGGGUUUUUGUUCAUAGAUAUCGUGAUGCAGAUCCUAACAUCCGAGUAGAUUGUGUGCAAGCUCUGGGGCAGUGGAUGGCCAUGGUCCCAGAAUACUUCCUUGAGGGUAACUAUCUACGAUACAUUGGCUGGGUUUUAACAGACAGUCAUAAGGAUGCCCGGAAUGAGGCCUUAAGAGCCCUAUCUACGCUUUAUUCAAAAGAAGAGAACAUCGGGGUCAUGCAGCAUUUCACUUCGCGUUUCAGGCCCAGACUGAUCGAGAUGGCGACGGGAGAGAGCGACUUCACGACUCGAUGUCUUUCGAUCAAUAUCGUGACCCAGAUCGACCGACAUGGCCUGUUAGAUUCAAGACAGAGGAAUCAGCUCGGACGGCUGAUCUAUCACGAGGAUUCGAGGGUCCGAAAAGCUGCCAGCGCAUUCUUUGCUAACAUGUUCGAAGAGACCUUCGAGGCUCGAAAGACGCGUCUGGAUGCGGUCGCUCAAUCGCCGAGUAAGGGUAGAGCCCCCAAACAGAAAUCGCGUACCGCUGAAUUAGAAACGCAAAUCGCAUUCAAGUGUCUAGCCCAUCUGUUACUCAAGUUAGAACGGGAAUCAAAGUCAGGCGCUUCUGGAGGGGAUGACGGCGAAUCGAGUAACUCGGAAGACGAAGAAGUUGGUCAGGAUGAUCCCGAACUCGCUGCUCAAUACUACGGCUCGCUCUAUCAGAAUGAUUCAGAGAAAGGAAGGGUAGAUUUCGCUGUCGAGGAUCUGUGGCCUCGAGUGGAAGUCUUACAUGACUGGCAGGCGCUCUGUCAGUACUUACUGCUUGACCACACCGCUUCAACCAAUCGUACCCAGACCUCGUCCGUACCUGCUCAACCUGGUCGUAGCAGUGUCUCGCUGACCAAUACCGAUAUGGAGGGUUCUGCUGACGAGGAAGCUCAUCAAGACACAGCCGAAAACUCAACGACGAUUGACGAUGCUUGUAAAUUAAGUGAAUCAGAGGAAAACAUCUUGGUCGAAGUCUUGGUGGCUUCUCUUAGAAAGUUUGGUUCAACACUGACGCCAACAGAAGCUUUGAAGAUGAAGAAGAGGAAGAUGAAGAAGCGUCAACAGCCGGAAGCAACUGAUGAGGAAGGAGCAACCACGGAGGAUGAGGCUACCGUCGCUCGUCGGCUCCAAGAAUUGACCGAAGAUGAACCCGAAAAUAAGACCGAUCUGACCCGAGUCAUGAUCAAUCUAUUGCCAAAACUCUGGUCGAAAUUUGUGACUGAUCCAGUGAAAUUGGCCGAAGUCUUUCGAAUCCCUAAGCUCAUGUGCUUAAACAUGUAUCUGGAUCUAAGAAUGGUAUCUGCAUUUGAGAAACUGUGGGACACGAUGAUCAAACAGUAUCUCAAGCAGCAAAACUUAGGCACCAUCCAAGUGAUUUCGUCAACGAUUGCCCAUGUAUUAAGCGACUCAAAAUCGUUAGAACAUAUCAGUCAAGCGAAGAUCCUCAAGCUUCACGAGGCUCUGUUGUCCAGUCUUUACGAUCUGACGGCCGAUCGCACAGACCUUGAGAAGGAUGAACUCCGGGAAGAUCAAUCGCUCUCUCUCACCCUUCUGCUCACCAAAAUCGCCCGUCUCUUCCGACAAAGUGAUAUGUCUUCAAGCAUUAAAAGUGCCGAGUCGGAUCCAUCCGGCUCCAUCAGUCCUUAUGAGUUGAUCAAUGCUCUUGCUAAACGGGCUCAUCUAGCACACCCACACGAAGCUCAGUUGGUCGAAGUAGCCAUGGAGAUCCUUCAACUGAACUUUACUUGGACGAGCGCAUCGAUUUAUCGUCUAACGCUCGCCAAUGAAACUUCAUCGGCCGUCCCUGAGACUGGCGAAGGAAGCUCGUCCUUAUUGGCUACUAAGCUGGAGUACGGGAUCAUGGCUCGAGAUAACUUGGUUACCCUUUUGACUCAAUCCGCUUUCGAUCCGAAUUCUCCCGUCGAUCUGUCGGUUCAAAGAGCUGCAUUUAUCCAUCUCUUGAACACUUAUUUACUUUGUCAAGGGACCCUGAUACCAGAAGAUUUAAGGCUCAGAUGUGAUGAGGAAACCCAGAUCAAAUGUGCGAGAUUCAUCGAGCUCGAAAUCCAGAACUUUGUCGAUCAGAAUAAGGCUACUACUGCUGUUGUUGGUCAAGAUGACGAUCCUCUGGACGAAGAUGGUCUCGAUGAUCAGGCUGCUGGUCCUUCUAGGAAUAACAAAAAAUCAAAGAAAAAAUCUCCUCUGAAGUCGAAAUCUAAAGCCAUAAUCGAUCAAUCUAAAAAAACAGGAAUGAAGAUGCCACCGAGUGUGGAUGAACUUCGUCGGCUAGAAGAGUUUGAUCUGUUGGUGACCACGUAUGCGAAGUCGAUCCGAUGUGGGAUGAUCGACUUCCAACACUCCGUAGUCAUCAUCCAACAUUUCACUCGGUUCAAUAAGAUCUUUGAUAUUUCCGUCGAGUUGCUUGUGGCUACCCUUACCGAACAGAUCUCUAACUCUCCGGACCAGAUCAGUUUGGUCAUCAGUUGCUUAAUCGAUGUAUUUAAAGCCUCAUUUGAAUUAUAUCUAGCCGAUGAGGAGUACACGGAAGACCAAUUCAUCCGUCUCUCUCGAUUGUUGCAAUCUGUGGUGAUCAUCCGUGGGCCCAGGAUGAGUUACAAAGCCCGCUUCGAUUCCUCCUCGGCCGCCAAGUUACAUGUCGAUUGUAUCGAUUGGCUUAUCGGGAAAGCUACCGAGCCUGAGCUUGAUCGACCUUCGAUCAAUAAGCUGGGCACCUUGUUUAAGGGCUUGGCGCUCUUGUUGAUCGGCAUAGACGGCCGCUCUUGUCUCAAGAUAAAAGCUGACAUGGAACGGCUCGUCGAAGAGCGCGAACUGACGAUCCCAACAUCCAAGUCUUGGGACCCUUAUCAACUUUACUUGAGACGGUUAAUCUCUACCAUGGCUAAAGAUCCAAAUAUCAAACGUGCAGCAAGGCUUGCAUUAGAGAAACAGAAUGGCGCUGAAGCUUCGGCUGGAGAAGAAGGCGUGGCCGACGGGACUAGUCGACGUCAAGCAGCCGAUGAGGACGAUGAUGGGGAUGAGGGGGCCGAGAUGGGACCGCCGCCGACGAUUGGAACGAAAACGAAGCGGAAGCCCCAGCCUCGGGCGAAAAAGGGGAAGCUCAAGGCGCGAGAGACGAGUGCGGAGACAGACGAUGAAGGAGUUUCUGAAGAGACGGUUGGAGAAGGGAGGACGAGGAAGCCAGGGCGAGGCCAACGCACCCGUUCCCCGCUCUCCUCGUCGCGCGUUCCGAGUUCUUCAAACCCCCGCGGAUCCUCGGUGGUCUCGGUGGUCAUCCCUCAGGGCCCGAAGCGGAAGCGAUCAGCCCGACAUCCUCAGUCUGGCGACACUCCUGCUGGCCCCUCUUCUUCCCACAAACGCGCUCGUCUCUCGGCCGUGGUGAUCGAGAAAAGCAGAGACUCCUCGAACCCUCCGGGCUCCUCUACGCGUCGGCGGCGUCCCCCCGCCUCCUCCGCGUCCCUCGAAAGACCCUCCGACCUUCCUCUUUCUGCUCCCGACAAUCUCCCCCUUCGGUCAACUCCUCUCCUGAAUUCUCCUUCCCCUCGUCCGUCUAGUAAUCUUAGUCCAUCCGGAUCCGAAAUCAGUCUCGCUGCUCUCAAACGGAAAUCUAGGACCCAGCUGAAAAAUUGA